Akanthomyces muscarius is the source of this 906-nucleotide messenger RNA. RefSeq lists its product as uncharacterized. The record is from RefSeq and is a predicted model, not a curated record. The transcript has a single exon. Bases 1 to 906 code for a protein of 301 amino acids. Lineage: Eukaryota; Fungi; Ascomycota; Sordariomycetes; Hypocreales; Cordycipitaceae.
AUGCCGCCGCCUGCCGCCGCCCCAACUUCGCCAAAGGCCAUGCGACGAGCACACUCAUUUUCUUCCCUCGGCGCAGCUGCGAAAGCCGCCUCCCCAAGACAACAAAAUGAAAAUCUCCCGGGCCGCCGAGCUUCUGCUACCGAUGGAGACGUUCUUAUGGGAAACACAUUCGAGCAGCCACCACCCACAACAGCAUCCUCGACAACGCCCACGGCCGUGACAGGGCCAACAAAGGAGCAGCCCAUCCCGCGUCUUCGCUCCAUCGCGCCCGCCUUCUUCGUCCCCGUCUCCAAGAUCCUGCCGAGCAGCGAGGAGGCCCUGCAGCGGUCGCUGUCGCUCGCCACGACCGACCGGGCCGAGCACAUGCGGCAGGCCCUCUCCCGCAGCGACAAGCACGCCGCCGCCGUGCGCGGCAACCUGCUGGCCCUCUUCCGCCGCGAGAACGCGCGCCUCCUGCAGUCGAUGCGCGCCGAUGAGCAGGCGUUCCAGAGAGACAUCCACGACGAGCGCGAGGACUACGAGCAGCACCUGGCGCAGCGCAAGGGGUGGUCCGCGUCCCCGGCGGACCUCGACCGCAUGAUUGCCAGCAUGGCGGCGCCCGCACCGCCCGCACCGCCGCCGCUCGAUCCGCACGCCCAGGUGGCGCAGAUUUUGCAGGGAAAGGGAGGCGCUUUCGCUAGCAAGAGGGACGACGUUAUUGGGGACGUGCCGGAGCCGAGCUUCGCGCACCGUGCGGCGGCGUCGCCGCGCGAACUGGCGGCGCGCGAGGGAUUGAUGCUGGUGAGCAAGGCGACAACGGAGCUGCGCGGGUACGACGCGCACAUUGCGGCCAAGAGGGACAUGCGCCGGAGGGCGCUCGACAGGGAGAGCGCGCAGCGGCGCAAGGUGACGCGCGAGGUUGAGUAG